AUGAUUCGAGGGAGCUCCUUCACUCCUGCUCGCCGGAGCCAUGAUCUCCUUCGAAACCCUCAGCGGCGGCAGCGCGGGCAUCUCAGGAAUACUUUCUCCGGAGAAGCGAAGGGUGCGGAGGUGGAGAAGGACAGCAAGGUACACAGAAACUUUGGCGAUGAAGACGAUCAAGGUGGGAAAGCGAGGGGAAUUUCUGGAAUUCACGUGCCGAGGCAGAAGUACAUUCCUGUUUCAAAGACUAAGCUUCUCCGAGCUAUUCUGGAGAUGUUUGAAGUGAAGGAAGACGCUGAUUAUUUCACGAAGCUCUCUGUGUGUCUGGACUCCAUUCUUCAUGCUGAACAUAAAGGUAUCCUUGAGGAAAUGAGAAGCUAUUAUUCUUCUUAUUUGCAAGACCAACCAUGGAAAACUACGUCUGGCCGGCAUGACGUAGCCCCAAAUGGGUCAAUGGGUACCAAUGGCAAGGAAACAAACUUCCCCAGCAUUCUUGAAGAUGGAAAACUUCUAGAUAACUUGAACCUGGGAAGAUUUUUUGAAUCACUUUCUUCUGGUAAAGGUGAUAGAAAGUUUUCAUUGGACUCACCAAGGAUUGCAGUUGCAACUCGUUUUCAGCAAUCUUUUAUGAAACUCUUACGCAACGCACAAUUCGAAGAACUUUCAGUUCAAGAUUUGCUUUUGACAAAUGCACUAAAUAGUGACUAUCUUUUGACGUUGCCAAUAUAUGUUGACUGGAAACGUGCAUCUAAAUCCCAUGCGAUAAUUUUCAGGCGUGGAUAUGCAACUGAAAGGCAAAGUGGUCUACUUAUAGCUGAGAAACUUGAUUACUUACAAUCAUCGUUGUUGCAAGGGAUCUUCUUCAAUCUUUCAAGGCCACUCAAGGAAUUCGGAAAAUGGCUCUAUGAGGCACUUAAAGGUUCCAAUAAGGCGCAAAUUUUGACGGAAAGGAUCGAUGCAGCAAAACGUUGGCUUAAGGAUCAAUAUUCUCCAGAAAGAACUUGGUCUUAUGGAGGAAAUUCCAUUGGAAAUCAGCUAAAUGGUGACAUCAUAGGAGACAGUAAGCUUCCUAUUUGUCUUGCUGCACAAAAAGCAGUCCCUCGAUAUGAAGGAUUUCUAUCAGUAGUCGGACCACGGAGAAGAUUAAUCAAGAAACUUCUUACUUGGGUUGGAUUGGUUCCUUCAACGCCAGAAGUAUCAGUUGAUUUUGAUAGAGGUACCCAAUCUUCAGAAACAGAUUUUAGGCCGAACUUCUUACAAAGAAUUACUCUCAACAACUUAUGGGAACCUGCUUCAAAGGAAUCGUGUGGAUACAAUGUUUGGAAAAUUUUGAGGACUGCUUUGUCAAUUUUGUUUUCGAGGUCAAUUCUUCAGGAGCCUGCUUUUGAAGAAUUGAUUCUUCUUUAUACUGAUGAGCUAAAUCAAAGGGAAGAUAAGGAAGAUGCUUUACCAUUGCAUUUGAAGAUUUAUGAGAGAAUACCUAUUCCAGAUCUCGCGGUCAUUUUCCCUCACAAAAAGCUGUCAUUCAGGAUUCUAGAUACGGUACGUUUGGACGUUGCAAGCAUAUUAGGGUUAUUGGCUUUUUUUCUGAAUUACAAAUUUGAGAACAUCCUUUCGUCUCCAUCUGCAGUACUACUUGAUGUGAUUGCCAUCACUGCGCUUAUAGUAUACGUGAGCCGCAUCGUCCUAGGUUAUAAGCAGACAUGGGAUAGAUAUCAGCUUCUUGUCAACAAGACUCUUUAUGAAAAAACUUUAGCGAGUGGCUUUGGUUCAGUCCAUUUUCUUCUAGAUGCAUCGGAACUGCAGCAAUACAAGGAAGCAAUUUUGCUGUAUGCAAUUUUACUGCGCCCAGUAAAAAAUGAGGAUUCGAAUCAUAAAAGCAUCGGAGCCGAGUGUGAAAUGUUCUUGUUUGACAAGUUUAAUGUACAGAUUGAUAUGCCCAUUGAUAGUGCUAUGGAUACGCUAAUGAGAUUGGGUCUUGUUUAUGAAUUUCCUGUUGAAGGAAAUCUCAAACCAAAAGCGGUUCCUUGUUCGAAGGCUUACAAACAUUUAAGAAAACGCUGGGACAGAUUAAUAGAUUUGGAGUCGUAAAAUACAUCAUACAGGUAACAUUCAAAUUCAUUCCCAUAUUUUGCCUUACUGUUUUUCCUUUUAUCUUUCUAUCCAAUGAUGUGUUGUUUCGUCGAGUAUGUAUUAAUUAUUUGGUAUAGACUUUGCUGAGAAAAAUGUCUCCCUUCUUAACAUCAGGGUUGUUUGUCAUUUUAUUUACUGAUAUAUCUAUGUUAUCUAACAAUGGGGGCAUUUACAUACAUA
Molecule: messenger RNA, 2304 nt
Organism: Phalaenopsis equestris
Lineage: Eukaryota; Viridiplantae; Streptophyta; Magnoliopsida; Asparagales; Orchidaceae
Exons: 16
Coding region: 1-2082 (693 amino acids)
Source: RefSeq, a predicted model, not a curated record